AUGGCGCAAAAUGAAAAUGACAGUGAACAUAGUGAACACGAAGAAUUGUAUAAAAAAAGUACAACUACUAAUCAGUCUAAAUGUUGCCCUAAAAGUUUCGUCUGGGACUACUUUGACAAGGAUAAUAAUGGUAUAACUGCAAUCUGUAAAGUUAUAUUGGAUAAUGAAAAGAAAUGUGGUGUCUCAUAUAAUGAUGGCUCAACAACUUCAAAUUUGAUUAACCAUCUUGCUCUGGAAUAUAAAAGUUUUCGAAAAUUACUGCAUUCGCUUGAUGAAAAAUUUUCAAUUUCCUGUAAUAAAACUAUAAAAACUUCUGUUAGCAAAUCAUUUUCUUGGAGUAAAGAACAAUUAACAAGCUUAAUAGAAAAGGAGAGUGUUGUCGUGUCUAUGAUGAUAGAUUUUUGGACAAGUCAUCAAGCACUACUUGUUUUACAACGUGUUCUAUACCCCCAUACAGGUGAAGUUAUUGCUGAACUGUUGGAUAAUGUAUUGGUUGAAUGGGGUUUAAUUAACAAAAUGACGGUGAUAACUACUGACAAUGGGUCAAAUGAUGAUAAACGAUUAGCACGUAUUAUGCUUAGCAAUGAUGAAUGGAUAUUUUUAGAUGAAUUGAAUGAUAUAUUGUGUGGUUUUGAAGAAAUAACAAUGUUACUAAGUGGAAAUACUUAUGUAACAAUUUCUUUAAUGUAUCCAGCUAUUUCAACAUUAGUGAAAACUUUAAAAAUAUUAUUACAACAAUCUUAUAUAGAAUCAGCUUCAACAGAUAUGGGUGAAUUAACAAUUCUUGAUUCUGUAGAAGAAAUUAUCGAUGAUACAAAAGACAUUGCUAAGAUUAAAAAAGUUGACGCUUCAUUAAGAAUUAUACACAAAACAAUUAACAUCUCAGUUCCAAUGAUUACAAUUGGAAUGCUUGAGAAGAUUAAAAAAGUAUUGUAUGAUAGUAUAUAUCAUUAUUGGAAUUCUGUUACAGACGUUGGCAUGUUGGCAUGUUUACUUGAUCUACAUUUUAAAAAGCUACAUUUUGCCAACACAAAUGUGGUUAUACAAACUAAAGAACACUUAAAAAGUUUGUAUGAAUUGGAAUAUGAAAUUCACCCAACUCCUAAAUAUCCAACGUCUUUGUCAAAUAUUCAGCAUGAUGAUCAUGAUGAUUUUGAAGCUGAUUUAUAUGCUGAUGACAAUGAUAAAAUUAGUGAAAUUGAUGAUUACUUAGCUUUAGAAGAGGAGGGGAGACAAAUGGAUCCUUUUCAAUGGUGGAGCCUUAAAAAAGAACAGUUUUCUAUAUUAUCAAAUAUUGCACGGAA
Molecule: messenger RNA, 1304 nt
Organism: Racocetra persica
Lineage: Eukaryota; Fungi; Glomeromycota; Glomeromycetes; Diversisporales; Gigasporaceae
Source: the annotation of a GenBank genome assembly